GUAAUGAUACCUUCUUCUUACUAUACUAUAUACCAUAUCUAUAAAUUCAUUUUUGUGCAUUUGUCAUUUUGUUCACACCUCCAAUGUUGACCAAACAUUUCAAAAUCAACUCUUAAUCAUGCACUACCUUUUAUCCCAUUUUCCGACCAACAUGUUCACCGGAAAACAAUCCCUUUAUCUCAUUAUUCUGCUAAUAAACUUCAUACCAAUUUUUGUAACUUCACAAACACCAACCACAACUGAACUUAACACACUAUUGAAAAUAAAACAUCAAUGGGGUAACCCAAAAUCACUCAAUUCAUGGAACUCUACUUCCAUGCCAUGUAACUGGCCUGAAAUUGAAUGCUCAAAUGAUGGAAAAGUCACUGGAAUAUUACUUCAAGAAAAAGACAUAACUUCCCAAAUUCCAAGUUCCAUUUGUGAGCUAAAAAACCUUACUUUUCUCAAUCUUUCAUUGAAUUAUCUUCCUGGAAAAUUUCCAACUUUUCUAUACCACUGUUCCAAUCUUGAACAUUUAGACCUUUCUCAGAAUUUCUUUGUGGGAUCCAUUCCUGAGGAUAUUCACAAGCUUAAGAAACUCAAGUAUCUUAAUUUGGGUGGCAAUAACUUCACUGGAAAUAUCCCAUCAGCUAUUGGAAAUUUGACUGAGUUGGAGAGCUUGUACAUGCAUAUGAACUUGUUUGAUGGAACAUUUCCAGUUGAAAUUGGAAAUUUAAUGAAUCUUGAAAACUUGGGGUUGGCUUUUAAUGAGUUUUUUCCAGCAAGAAUACCAUUGGAAUUUGGGAAGUUGAAAAAAAUGAAGUAUUUUUGGAUGAGAGAUACGAAUUUGAUAGGUGAAAUACCUGAAAGUUUUGGAGAUUUUGAAAGUCUUGAGCAUAUUGAUUUGGCUUAUAAUAAUCUUGAAGGUGAAAUUCCAUCUGGAUUGUUUUUGUUGGAGAAUUUGACGUAUGUUUACUUGUAUAGGAAUCGGCUUUCGGGUUUGAUUCCUGAAACUUUUAAUUCUUCAAAGUUGAUUGAACUUGAUGUUUCUUCCAACAAUUUGACUGGGACAAUCCCUGAAAAUAUUGGAGAAUUGAAACAUUUGGAGAUUUUGAAUCUGUUUGCAAAUCAAUUGUAUGGAGCAAUUCCACAAAGCAUAGCCAACAUUCCAACUCUCAAGGAAAUCAAAGUGUUCAGGAAUAAGUUGAAUGGGAGUUUACCAGCUGAAAUGGGACUUCAUUCAAAGCUGGAAGCUUUUGAAGUUUCACUUAAUUCAUUCACUGGAAAAUUGCCAGAACAUUUGUGUGCUGGAGGAACUCUCUUUGGUGUGGUAGCUUAUGUUAACAAUUUAUCCGGUGAAAUACCAAAAUCACUGGAAACUUGUUCUACUUUACGUACAAUCCAGCUCUAUAAGAAUCAGUUUUCAGGCGAGAUUCCAUCUGGAGUUUGGACUUUGGUUAACAUGACAAGUUUGAUAUUGAGUGAUAACUCAUUGUCCGGGGAGCUACCGAGCAAAGUCGCAUCCAAUUUUACGCGAUUAGAGAUCAAUAACAACAAGUUUUCUGGUGAAAUUCCGGUGGGAAUAUCUUCUUGGGCUAGUUUAGUGGUACUUCUUGCAAAUAACAAUUCAUUUUCAGGUCAGAUUCCAGUGGAAUUGACUAGUCUUUCUUGGCUAACACGGCUAGAGCUUGAUGGUAAUUCGUUGUCCGGAGAAAUUCCAGCCAAUAUAAGAUCAUGGAAAUCUUUAGCAAUUUUGGAUCUUGCCAGGAACAAACUCUCUGGCAAGAUUCCAGCAGCUAUCGGUUUAGUCCCCGAUCUUGUUGCACUAGAUUUGUCUGAGAAUCAACUUUCAGGUCCAAUUUCACCUCAACUAGGUGUAAGAAGGAUCACUAGCCUUAACCUAUCUUCCAAUCAACUUACCGGAAAAAUCCCUGAUGCAUUUGCUAACCUAGCCUUUGAUAACAGUUUCUUGAACAAUCCCAGCCUUUGUGCUACUAACUCGCUUCCAUUUCUUCCGAGUUGCAAUGCCAAAGUCAGCGAUUCCAAAAGAUUGUCCCAUCGAAUUCUAGCCCUGAUUUUAGUCCUUGCAAUCGCUGUUUUCUUGUUUUCCGUUGUAUCGACCUUGUUCAUGGUUAGGGACUACAGGAGGAAGAAGCACAAGCGCGAUGUUGCAAGCUGGAAGUUAACUUCAUUCCAAAGGUUGGAUUUCACUGAGGCAAACAUUUUGUCUAGUUUGACAGAAAAUAACAUGAUUGGAAGCGGUGGAUCAGGUAAGGUGUACCAAAUUUCCGUUGGCAGACCAAAUGAAUAUGUUGCUGUGAAGAGGAUUUGGAGUGAUAGGAAAGUAGACUACAUUUUAGAAAGAGAAUUCUUGGCUGAGGUUCAGAUAUUGGGAUCUAUUAGACACUCCAAUAUAGUGAAGUUAUUGUGUUGUAUUUCAAGCGAGGAUUCGAAGUUGCUCGUUUAUGAGUACAUGGUAAAUCACAGUCUUGACAGAUGGCUUCAUGGAAAGAAGAGAAUUACCUUGAGUAAUAAAGUCAUGGAUUGGCCAAAAAGAUUGGAGAUUGCCAUUGGAGCUGCUCAAGGACUUUGCUAUAUGCACCAUGAUUGCUCUCCACCAAUCAUUCAUCGCGAUGUAAAAUCAAGCAAUAUCUUGUUGGAUUCUGAUUUCACGGCCAAAAUUGCUGAUUUCGGCUUAGCCAAGAUUUUAGAGAAGAAAGGAGAGCUAAACACCAUGUCUGCUGUUGCAGGUUCCUUUGGUUAUAUAGCUCCAGAGUAUGCUUAUACAACUAAAGUGAACGAGAAGAUCGAUAUCUAUAGUUUCGGAGUGGUCUUAUUGGAGCUAGUGACAGGAAGACAACCAAAUUCCGGGGAAGAGCAUACGAGCCUGGCAGAAUGGGCAUGGAAGCAGCACGGAGAAGAGAACAAUGCCAUCGAUAAUAUGUUAGAUACAGAUAUCAAGGAAGCAUGUUACUUGGAAGAAAUGAAGACUGUGUUCAGACUCGGGCUUAUAUGCACGAGCAACUUACCUACAAGCAGGCCUUCCAUGAAGGAGGUUCUGCAGAUACUUCAUCGAUGCAAGUUCUUUAGGAAUUCUGGAGGAAAAUCGCCAGAUCCAGAGUAUGAUGUUGCUCCCCUGCUUGGAAACAACAGCGAAAAGUAUAUUGCAAGCUACAAGCGUAUUAAUUCCAAUAAGGUAAUAGAUGAUAGCGAUGAUGGUCUAAUAAUUUCCAGUGUGUAAUAUUGGAAAUGGAGAUAGUCAGACAGUGGAAAAAUUGGCGAUAGAUGGAGAUGCCAAUGUAAUCUGAGUCCUUGUAUAAUGAUCAUAGGAUAUAGGUCCAUAGAAUAGUGCCACCAAGUGAGUUACAAGUUUGAGUAUGUACUAGGGAUAGAAAACUCCUAAUAAGAAUGUACUGUUUUUUCUAGUUUACUCUUGGAUUUUAACAGCUGUAUUAGUUCACUGCUUGUAGGUCAAGCAAAAUGCAUCAUUAACUUU
Messenger RNA from Lycium ferocissimum, 3475 nucleotides. RefSeq names its product receptor-like protein kinase 5. Gene Ontology annotation, biological process: protein phosphorylation. Bases 119 to 3220 code for a protein of 1033 amino acids. The transcript is spliced from 3 exons. Gene Ontology annotation, molecular function: protein kinase activity; ATP binding; protein binding. Lineage: Eukaryota; Viridiplantae; Streptophyta; Magnoliopsida; Solanales; Solanaceae. The record is from RefSeq and is a predicted model, not a curated record.